UUUUGAACCACCUGAGGUAAGAGGGGCGGUCCGCAGCAGCAUCUGGUGUAUAUUUUCUUUCGCAUGUCUGUUUCGUAGCCGUGGAUCUUCUUUAGAGGAGUUUUCCGUCAGGAAUGGCUUGGAGGUUGUCUUGUCACCAGUUCCGGAUCCAGUUCUGCCGGCACGCGCAGGUGAAGCAUGUGUUACAGGGGACUAAACCGCGCAGAGUGUCGUCUGCGGCGCGCGUCCAACAUGGCGGCUGUCCUGACAGGUUUUCCCGGGCGGCCGGAGUUGGUUUGUUUACCUGUCAGGCCCGAGGGUUCACCUCAAGAUCGCACCCAGGUGUGCAGCAGACACCUUCAGGUUAUGAUGAGGCAUUCCGAAGGGCCAGGGACCAUCCAGAAGAUUUCUGGGGGGAGCAGGCGGAGAACAUUGUGUGGACCCGGCGAUGGGACAGAGUACUGGAUGCUACAGACCCCGUCCACCCAAAAUGGUUCCCGGGAGGGGAGCUGAACGUGUGUUACAAUGCUGUGGACAGGCACGUAGACGCCGGGUUCGGCGAUCACACCGCCAUCAUCUACGACAGCCCAGUAACCAACACCAUCCAGCACAUGUCCUACAGGGAGUUUCAGGAUCAGGUAUCCAGGUUUGCCGGAGUGCUAAGUAAACAUGGCGUACAGAAGGGAGACCGCGUGCUAAUCUACAUGCCGAUGACGCCCCACGCCAUGGUGGCCAUGUUGGCCUCGGCCAGGCUCGGAGCGAUCCACUCGCUGGUGUUCGGGGGGUUCGGAGGGAAGGAACUCGCCACCAGGGUGGGCCAUGCCAAGCCCAAGGUGAUAGUGACGGCCUCCUGUGGAGUGGAGCCCUCCCGCAUCGUGCAGUACCAGCCCAUGGUACAGGAGGCGCUGCUGCUCAGCGGACACCAGCCGGCUAAAGUCAUCCUGUACAACAGGCCUGUGUUCUCGGUGUCCCUCCCGUCGGACCAGUGGUGCUGCUGGGAGGAGGAGAUGGCGUUGGCGCGGCCUCACGACUGCGUUCCCGUGGACGCCAUGUUCCCGCUCUACCUGCUGUACACCUCGGGAACAACAGGCCUGCCCAAGGCAGUGGUACGUCCCAGUGGGGGUCAUGCUGUCAUGCUGCACUGGAGCAUGUGGAACAUCUACGGGAUCAAACCACAAGAGGUGUGGUGGGCAGCGUCUGACCUGGGCUGGGUCGUAGGUCACUCCUACAUCUGUUACGCCCCGCUGUUGCACGGCAACACCACUGUCAUGUACGAGGGCAAGCCCGUCGGCACGCCGGACGCGGGGGCGUUCUUCCGCGUCAUGAGUCAGCACCGGACCGCCGGGAUGUUCACCGCACCAACAGCGAUCCGGGCGAUUCGCAAGGAGGAUCCGAAUGCUGAGCUGGCCAAGCAGUACCCUCUCACACAGGUCUCCGCUACUAAAGCUAUAUAAAGCUAAGUUUGAGGAACUUCUAUGUGGCUGGAGAACACUGCGACUCUGAAACCCUGCACUGGACACGGGAGGUCAUGGGGGUGCCUGUACUGGACCACUGGUGGCAGACAGAGACUGGAUCGGCCAUC
Branchiostoma floridae (Florida lancelet) is the source of this 1561-nucleotide messenger RNA. Its product is annotated as acyl-CoA synthetase short-chain family member 3, mitochondrial-like. NCBI's taxonomy places the organism in Eukaryota, Metazoa, Chordata, Leptocardii, Amphioxiformes, Branchiostomatidae. The record is from RefSeq and is a predicted model, not a curated record. Bases 114 to 1433 code for a protein of 439 amino acids. The transcript is spliced from 13 exons.